AUGGAGUUUGAUAGAGUUCAAGCCAUUGCUUCCUUGUCAUUUGACAAAGAAACAAUUCCUGAAGAGUUCAUUCGGCCAGAGAAGGAGCAGCCAGCAGCAACCACAUUUCAUGGCCCAGUCCCUGAAAUUCCCACCAUUGAUCUCAAUGAUCCUAAUCCAGAAAACUUGGUGCGUUUGAUUGCCGAUGCUAGCAAGGAAUGGGGGAUCUUCCAAGUUGUGAACCAUGGAAUCCCAAGCGAUCUCAUUGCCAAACUACAAGAUGUUGGUAAGAAAUUCUUUGAACUCCCUCAAGAAGAGAAAGAGGUGUAUGCUAAGCCUCAUGAUUCAAAGAGCAUUGAAGGGUAUGGAUCGAAAUUGCAGAAUAAUCCUCAAGUAAAGAAAUCUUGGGUUGAUCAUCUCUUUCAUAUCAUUUGGCCUCCUUCUUCCAUCAAUUACCAGUUCUGGCCUAAUAACCCCCCUUCUUACAGGGAAGUCAAUGAGGAGUAUGCAAAGUAUAUGAGGGAGGUGACAGAUAAACUCUUCACAGCCCUCUCUUUAGGGUUAGGGCUUGAAGGCCAUGCAUUGAAAGAAGGUGCCGGUGGUGAAGAAAUCGAAUACAUGCUCAAAAUAAAUUACUAUCCGCCAUGCCCACGUCCUGACCUCACACUGGGGGUGGCGGCCCAUACUGAUCUGUCUGCCCUCACCAUUCUUGUGCCUAACGAGGUCCCCGGAUUGCAGAUCUUCAAGGACGGGAACUGGUUUGAAGCUAAGUACAUUCCUAAUGCCUUGAUCAUUCACAUUGGCGAUCAAAUUGAGAUCCUUAGCAAUGGUAAGUACAAGGCUGUUUUGCACAGAACCACGGUGGCUAAAGAUAAGGCAAGGAUGUCAUGGCCAGUUUUCUUGGAGCCUCCAGGCGAGCUCGUGGUCGGUCCUCUUCCUCACCUCAUCAACGAAGACAAUCCUCCAAAGUUCAAGGCCAAAAAAUUCGAGGAUUACAUGUACUGUAAACUCAAUCAUCUCCCCCAGUAGUCCGACAAUUAAUUUUCAAUAAUAAUAAUAAUAAUAAUAAC
Molecule: messenger RNA, 1049 nt
Organism: Populus nigra (black poplar)
Lineage: Eukaryota; Viridiplantae; Streptophyta; Magnoliopsida; Malpighiales; Salicaceae
Product: flavonol synthase/flavanone 3-hydroxylase-like
Exons: 3
Coding region: 1-1008 (335 amino acids)
Biological process (GO): response to light stimulus
Molecular function (GO): flavonol synthase activity
Source: RefSeq, a predicted model, not a curated record